ACAGCACAUUUCUUUGCAGAGCAGCAAGCAUUCUGAAGCUGGGGCAGCAUUAGUUGCCCAUUUCAACCUACUUCAAGCCACAGACAAGAGCAAACCUCCAUCUACUGUCUGCUGUCACAGCCUGAACAAUUAGCUGGAGCUAUCAGUUUGUCCUGUUUUUGGACAACUUUGAGUUUUAUCCAUAUCAUCAGAACACAAGGAUCCAUGUGGGUGGUGGAGAAGAUCCGUGUGUCUGUGGAGAGAUCUAACCUCUCUAACUCAGCAGCAGAACUCAGCUUUAAAAUUGGUGACGUCAUGUUUGGAGAAAAAGCAGACAAAGCCAAAAGGAUUUCUCUCUGUCCUAAUGUCAUCACCCCUGACAACAUCCCAGAGUUCUGCAUCCCCCCAACAAUCCCAUCCCUGCAAGAGCUGAAGAAUACGGAGCAGAGUCGAGUCGCUGCUAGCGUUAUCAAAGCGUUGCCAUGUGAGAGGGCUUGCCCUGUAGAAAAAGUGACACACCAUGAGCCUUUCAACCGACACAUUAUCCAGGUGGAGAGUGUAGAUGAGAGCCCCUAUGAUGGCUGCAGUGAUGAGGAGACCACCAACGCGGAUCCCCAAAGCCAGGCUGCCUUGUCCCUUCCACACCUGGCCAAAGCUCAGACCUGCUAUGGUUUUUGCACCUUACUGGAGAGCCCCCACACCAGGAGGAAGGAGUCACUCUUCCACUCUGAUCCUGGCUGCUCUCCGCUGCUGCUUUCCAGGAGUCGAUCCAGCACGUGCUCCAAAGUUUUCCCCUCCACCUCACCCUCCUCUUGCCCUUCCUCAUUCAGCCUUAACACUCUGACCUCCAAGCUUUCCCUAGGGAGCUACACCCUGAACGGGCAGGCAACACCAGAUAGCGAUACGACUUCUUCUACUGAAUCCUCUCCUUUCAACUCGCCACUGCUGACCAGGUGCCCUGCCAAACCUUCCCUCUUCAAAGCACUGAGCCAUGAACUGCUGUUUUCGAGGAGCAUGAGGAAGACAGUAGUGUCCAGGAACAAUUCCCUGUCCACAGAUGAAGGCAGCUCCACAGAUAACAGCCCCAGCGUCAUGAGGAGGUCAUCAGAAGGGUUAGCUGAAUGCCUGCCCAGCAGCUACAGCCUGGUACCACCCAACAUCUUUCCCGUGGACUUUAUUCUACACAGAGAGAGGGUAAUGAAGGAAAUAAUGGUACCAAGCUUGAGACUCUCAGCAGAGUACUGUGCAGAUAACCAAAGACUACGGGUUCGACUGAUCAGCGCUGAGGGCCUCUAUCCUCUCUCUGUGGACCCCAAGAUUAUCAACUGCAGCGUCAGCCUCUCUCUGGUUCCCGGAAAAGUCCAUAAGCAACGUAGCACAGUCAUCAAAAAAAGCCGCAAUCCAAUCUUCAAUGAGGAUUUCUUCUUUGAUGGUAUCUCAGAGGAAGACCUCAGCCAGUGGUCUCUUCGCUUCAAAGUGGUGAACAAAAUGUCCACCCUGAAAAGAGACUAUCUCUUGGGCGACUGUGAUUUGCCUCUUUCUAGCAUUGUAACAUUAUAAGCCUAUGUACUUCCUUAA
Molecule: messenger RNA, 1557 nt
Organism: Monopterus albus (swamp eel)
Lineage: Eukaryota; Metazoa; Chordata; Actinopteri; Synbranchiformes; Synbranchidae
Gene: c2cd4a
Product: C2 calcium dependent domain containing 4A
Source: RefSeq, a predicted model, not a curated record